Molecule: messenger RNA, 3406 nt
Organism: Bemisia tabaci
Lineage: Eukaryota; Metazoa; Arthropoda; Insecta; Hemiptera; Aleyrodidae
Gene: ecd
Product: ecdysoneless cell cycle regulator
Cellular component (GO): nucleus
Source: RefSeq, a predicted model, not a curated record
AGGUUAUGUGAUUGUCAAUAGUAAACACAUGGAAUUACGACACCAAACGAGAAAUAAGUAAUUGGUUUUUAUUUUAUUCUGAGUGCAGCAAGUGUAAAUUCCUAAGUUAAGAGAGCUGAUUAUGAUCAUUUUGUGCUGAGAUGGUAAAUUUCGUGUGUUAGAAUAAAAGAGAAGAACCUUAAGGAUUAAAAUGGCAAGUGCUCUAGAGUGUGCUCGUGAGGAAGACUUUGUGGAGUAUUUCCUGUUUCCAUUAAUUGAGAACAACUCAUCAGAAUCGGAACUCAAUUCCUUACAUCAUGUCAUUGAUCAAAUUUCAAAAAUUGUGAAUCCUUUGGUUGAGCCUUAUAUUUGGCACAAAGAUGAAUUCAAAUUGAACCUUCGCCCUUCCAAGUUCAGAUCUGCCCUUCCAUCGUUGGAAGGAAACACAGAGCUUCCUGCCCAUUUGUAUGGCAUAACGCACUAUGGAGAUAAUAUUGAGGAUGAAUGGUUCAUAGUCUUCCUACUUAUGCGGCUAACUGAAAAUAUGCCUGGAUUAGUAGCAAGAGUUGCUGACGUUGAUGGUGAAUUUUUACUUAUUGAAUCAGCUGAUUAUCUACCUCGUUGGGCGGUGCCUGAAAAAUGUGAAGGGCGAGUUUUUAUCUUUCAAGGCGAAAUUCAUCUUGUGCCUCCUGAAAAUGACAAAACUCCAGCAUCGGUUGAUUUUCAUGAGCAAAUUAGAAACCAUCCUGAGUGGACCAGAGCUAGUCAAUCGGUGCAGGAUUGUAUUCGUAAAAGAAUACAUGGCUAUCCUGAAAAAAUGGCUAGUCUUUUUCACAAAGCUCAUGCGUUUUUACCAGUCUCUGUUGCUGCAUUAUUAGAAGCUAGUCCUAGUCUAAUAUCAUCCGCUGUUCUUGCUUUCUGUCACCGAGAUCCCAUUGAUGUCAAGGUAUGCCGCAUAAUGAAGAAGUUUCCUCCUCAACCCUCUGUGCUGCGCAGUGUUAAGUUUACAAAAUGCCUCUACGCCAUGAUCUCUCAACAAAAUUAUAUGCCAGAUAAAAGAGCCGGCUGGCGUUUACCUCCACCUACAGAUCCCGCAUUCAAGUCUCACAUGUUGGGAGUCAAAAUUGCUUGUGGGUUUGAGAUACUUGCAUCUCAAGUGAAAGUAACAUCAGCGUCUAAAGAAGACUUGGAAACCGACAAAGGAUGGCAUACAUACAAGCAAAGUUUAAUAAAAAAUGGGUAUUUUAAGGAAUUAUUGGAAGGCUCAAAAGAGUACAGUUUGCUCGAGCACACAGCUCAGGAUCACUACUUAGAAAUGGAAAAUCGAUCUCAGCCGGUCACCGGUAAACGAAUCUUGGAUCUCCUUGGUACACUGCAAAUAGAUGAAGAAAAAAUGAGAAAAGAAGAAAAGAAUUUACCACCUCCUGAUGACGAUUCUUGGAUGAACAUAUCCCCUGAGGAGUUAGAUUCCAUCUUGGCUGCUCGGUUUGGUUUCAAGGAUAAAGUUGUGAAUGUAACCGAUGAUCCUCAACAAAUCACCUCCAAACUCAUGGCGUUUUUCAAUCGGCAGUCUGAUCUUGAUGGUGUUGAAGAAGAAGAAGAACCGAAGAAAAAUGAAACAGAAUGUAGUUCUGAAGUGGAAGCACCAAAAAGGCCUCCUAGGAAAAACAAGGCCUCAUCUCAGUCUGCCAUGAAUAGUGCAAAAAGUUUGAAAUCAGAUUUGGAGACAGACAUGUUUCAAAGUCAGAUUCAAUUUGAUCAAGAGGCUUUUGCGUGCGAGUUGAAAAAUGUUCUUGAUCUGGUCGUGCCGGAGGAUGAUUGGGACCUUGAGUCAGAUAGUUCCGGAAUGAGCUCCUAUGAAGAUGAGAUGGACCUAAUAGAAAAAUCUGCCAUCAAGCCAAGCAUGUCUGUAUCUGAGUUGAAGCAGUAUAUGGAUCAGAUGGAUAAAGAACUUGCAUCAACGACUAUCGGUCAAAGCUUUGAUAAAGUUGCGGAGAAGGAGCACACGGAAGAUGACAGUUUCUCUGACAUCGAAAAUUUCAAGCCUGUUAAUGUUGACAUGAAUGCUCUGAAGAAUCUGAUGAAAUCAUAUGAGGAACAAAUUGGAGAGCCUGGUCCCACGAGUACACUUCUUGGUUCCAUGGGUGUGAAACUAGAAAAUUCUCGCACAUCGAAGCAGUGAGUCAACUUUCAGGUGCUUUCAAUUUUUUCUGCUUUUAAUUUUUUAUUUUUGAACUGUUUAUUUUUGUAUGUUUCAAGACUUUUCUGUGAUAUAUUGAGAGUCAGACAAUUACUAUAAUUAAAGCUAAUAUUUUGCCAUGAACCCAAUUUUCAGUGACAUUCCUUAAAAGAUUAAAGCAUCAUGUAAUAUGUGUUAUUUGCUACUGAUAGUACUUGCGUAACCUAAGUCAAUUCUGUAAGCACUCAAUUCGCUCCUUCUGCUUGAAGGAACUUAUCUCAGUUGAUCUGUUUUAGCACUGAUUUCUGUAGACAUUUUAUUUUUUCAUGAGAGCAUGAAUAUGUCAAGAAACAUUCGAGUCUUUUCUCAUAAAAGUAAAGAAAAAUCCCUGGAAAUUUCAAGCCAAUAAUCCGCAUGACAGUUCUUUUGUGAAAAAAUAAAAUGUUCGUAUGAAAUCGUAUGAAUCAGCGCUAUUGAGAUACGUUCCUUUGUCAGGGGAUGAUGAAUUUAGCAGUUUCUGCUAUGAAGGUGCCUUAUUUUGAAACAGGCUUAAAAGAGUGCCGUUUGUAGUUGAGCAAACAAUUUUUUAUUUUUUUUUUAUUUAUUUUUUUUUUUUUGGCGUGUGUGUGUGUGACUGGGCUGAAGUACCACAAAAUACAAAAUAUUUUUGCCAUUGCAUAGAGGAAUGUUUUACAAAAAUGUAGUAUAAAAAGUCCAAAUAGUGUGGCCUUUUGAAAUUUAGAGCUCAAAAAACAUGCUGUGGAAAAGUACAGUAACAUUUUGCUCAAUCUUGUGCAAAGUUGAACAUCAACUAAGUAAAAUGUUAAUCCAAAUUUUUUGGGCACUAACAUUGACUAGCCUGAUCAAAACUUCUUCAGGAUACACCAGAGAAACUAUCAUCGAAAAUUCAAUCAUAUACUGAUUUUUUGACGCAACCUCAUGAAAAUCAUUUUCUCCAAAAAAUCGUCACCUAGAACUAAGAUCUUGUUCCAGUGGUUGGUCGCAUUCAUUCAUAAUCAAAAGCACAAAUUGAGCUAAAUGUUUUUUAAAAAAAUGUAAGCUAGUAUUAAUAUUAUAUGGAAGGAUCAGCUAUGAAAUUAAGCAAGAUUGACCAUUAUUUUGCAAAAAGUCAUUUAUUUAUGGCUAAAAUUAAAUUCAUUAUAAUAUAUACAUUGUUAAAUUCAAUCAGGAACAUAUUUAUACAUUUACAUGCUUUAUCAUUUUUUAUUAAAAGGAAAAAAAAACGAG